AUGAAACUUCAAAAGACGCUUUGGCUUGGCUUGGCCUUCUUCAGCAUUGCCUCUGGCAUCUGCGUAGUAGAAGAGGAUAUCGGCAUAUUCUUCGAAACUGAACGGCCGCCUCCUUUGUUCAUUAUCCAUUGUUCAUCGAUAGGUCGAUCAACGAACAAUCAAGUCACACAGCAGAAAAGUCGUAAGGAAUCACAGAAAACAGGAUACUGCGUUUCCGCGGACGACAACGCAGAUCUGAACGACCAAAUAGCAGAAGAAUUGCGUGAAGAAUUAGAAAAACGACGAUUGAAGAACGCAGACGGCUCCAGCUGCGACAUGGACGAAGACUUCGAUAACUCCAUGCCCGCCACUGUCGAUGACAAAGACAAACUCGAAGACCGAUUGGCUGCUGAAAAGAAGGAAGACCCUGAAGAAUCGGCAAAGUCGGAUGUGCGGACGGCAACGCCGAACGAACAAAGUUUGGAAAGUGAGGUUAGGACUGUGGCGUCAGACGCAAGGGGAUCUCUGUGA
Molecule: messenger RNA, 510 nt
Organism: Acanthoscelides obtectus
Lineage: Eukaryota; Metazoa; Arthropoda; Insecta; Coleoptera; Chrysomelidae
Source: the annotation of a GenBank genome assembly